Leptonychotes weddellii (Weddell seal) is the source of this 5013-nucleotide messenger RNA. Lineage: Eukaryota; Metazoa; Chordata; Mammalia; Carnivora; Phocidae. The record is from RefSeq and is a predicted model, not a curated record.
AUGGAGAUCUCGGCCUUGGGGACUCACAGUGGGGAGGACGGGCAGAAGCGGCGACGCAACCGGCCUGAAGCCUUCCCCACUGCUGAAGAUAUCUUUGCUAAGUUCCAGCACCUUUCACAUUAUGACCAGCACCAGGUCACGGCUCAGGUCUCCCGGAAUGUUCUGGAGCAGAUCACGAGCUUUGCCCUUGGCAUGUCAUACCACUUGCCUCUGGUGCAGCAUGUGCAGUUCAUCUUUGACCUCAUGGAAUAUUCCCUGAGCAUCAGUGGCCUCAUCGACUUUGCCAUUCAGCUCCUGAAUGAACUGAGCGUAGUCGAGGCCGAGCUGCUCCUCAAGUCCUCGGAUCUGGUGGGCAGCUACACUACCAGCCUGUGCCUGUGCAUCGUGGCCGUCCUGCGGCACUACCAUGCCUGCCUCAUCCUCAACCAGGACCAGAUGGCCCAGGUCUUUGAGGGGCUGUGUGGCGUAGUGAAGCAUGGGAUGAACCGGUCAGAUGGCUCCUCUGCGGAACGCUGUAUCCUUGCUUAUCUCUAUGAUCUGUACACCUCCUGUAGCCAUUUAAAGAGCAAAUUUGGGGAGCUCUUCAGCGACUUCUGCUCCAAGGUGAAAAACACCAUCUACUGCAACGUGGAGCCCUCAGAAUCCAACAUGCGCUGGGCACCCGAGUUCAUGAUUGACACUCUGGAGAACCCCGCAGCUCACACCUUCACCUACACGGGGCUAGGCAAGAGUCUUAGUGAGAACCCCGCUAACCGCUACAGCUUUGUCUGCAAUGCCCUUAUGCACGUCUGUGUGGGGCACCAUGAUCCCGAUAGGGUGAAUGACAUCGCCAUCCUGUGUGCGGAGCUGACGGGCUACUGCAAGUCACUGAGCGCCGAGUGGCUGGGGGUCCUGAAGGCCUUGUGCUGCUCCUCUAACAAUGGCACUUGUGGCUUCAAUGACCUUCUCUGCAAUGUAGAUGUCAGUGACCUGUCUUUUCACGACUCCCUGGCUACUUUUGUUGCCAUCCUCAUCGCUCGGCAGUGUCUGCUCCUCGAGGACCUGAUUCGCUGUGCUGCCAUCCCUUCGCUCCUUAAUGCUGCUUGCAGUGAACAGGACUCUGAGCCGGGGGCCCGGCUUACCUGCCGCAUCCUCCUCCACCUUUUCAAGACACCUCAGCUCAAUCCUUGCCAGUCGGAUGGAAACAAGCCUACAGUAGGAAUCCGUUCCUCCUGUGACCGCCACCUGCUGGCUGCCUCCCAGAACCGCAUAGUGGAUGGAGCUGUGUUUGCUGUUCUCAAGGCUGUGUUUGUACUUGGGGAUGCGGAACUGAAGGGUUCGGGCUUCACUGUGACAGGAGGAACAGAAGAACUUCCAGAGGAGGAGGGAGGAGGUGGCAGUGGCGGUCGGAGGCAGGGUGGCCGCAACAUCUCUGUGGAGACAGCCAGUCUGGAUGUCUACGCCAAGUACGUGCUACGCAGCAUCUGCCAACAGGAAUGGGUAGGAGAGCGUUGCCUUAAAUCACUGUGUGAGGACAGCAACGACCUGCAAGACCCAGUGUUGAGUAGCGCCCAGGCCCAGCGCCUCAUGCAGCUCAUAUGCUACCCAUAUCGAUUGCUGGACAACGAGGAUGGGGAAAACCCCCAGCGGCAGCGCAUUAAGCGCAUUCUCCAGAACUUGGACCAGUGGACUAUGCGCCAGUCUUCUUUGGAGCUGCAGCUCAUGAUCAAGCAGACCCCUAACAAUGAGAUGAACUCCCUCUUAGAGAACAUCGCCAAGGCCACAAUCGAGGUUUUCCAACAGUCAGCGGAGACGGGGUCAUCUUCUGGAAGCGCUGCCAGCAACAUGCCCAGCAGCAGCAAGACCAAGCCAGUGCUCAGCUCUCUAGAGCGCUCUGGUGUGUGGCUGGUGGCCCCCCUCAUUGCUAAACUGCCCACCUCAGUCCAGGGGCAUGUGUUAAAGGCGGCUGGGGAGGAACUGGAGAAGGGCCAGCACCUGGGUUCCUCUUCCCGCAAAGAACGGGACCGACAAAAGCAGAAGAGCAUGUCCCUGUUGAGCCAGCAGCCAUUCUUAUCCCUGGUGCUGACGUGUCUGAAAGGGCAGGAUGAGCAGCGUGAGGGCCUUCUCACCUCCCUCUACAGCCAGGUGCACCAGAUUGUAAAUAACUGGCGUGACAACCAGUACUUAGAUGACUGCAAACCAAAGCAGCUCAUGCACGAGGCUCUCAAGCUGCGGCUCAACCUGGUGGGGGGCAUGUUUGACACGGUGCAGCGCAGCACCCAGCAGACCACUGAGUGGGCCAUGCUCCUCCUGGAGAUCAUCAUCAGCGGCACCGUUGACAUGCAGUCCAACAACGAGCUCUUCACCACCGUGCUGGACAUGCUGAGCGUGCUCAUCAAUGGGACCCUGGCCGCGGACAUGUCUAGCAUCUCUCAGGGCAGCAUGGAGGAGAAUAAGCGUGCCUACAUGAACCUGGUGAAGAAGCUGCGGAAGGAGCUGGGGGAGCGUCAGUCAGACAGUCUGGAAAAAGUUCUCCAGCUGCUGCCACUGCCCAAGCCGACCCGAGAUGUCAUCACAUGUGAGCCACAGGGCUCCCUCAUUGACACCAAGGGCAACAAGAUUGCAGGCUUCGAUUCCAUCUUCAAGAAGGAGGGUCUGCAGGUUUCCACCAAACAAAAGAUCUCUCCCUGGGAUCUUUUCGAGGGCUUGAAGCCAUCCGCACCACUCUCUUGGGGCUGGUUUGGAACAGUCCGGGUCGACCGGCGAGUGGCCCGAGGAGAGGAACAACAGCGAUUGCUGCUCUAUCACACACACCUGCGGCCCCGGCCCCGGGCCUAUUACCUGGAGCCGCUCCCGCUGCCCCCAGAAGAUGAGGAGCCCCCUGCUCCCACCCUGCUAGAGCCCGAGAAAAAGGCUCCAGAGCCCCCCAAAACUGACAAACCUGGGGCCGCUCCACCCAGUACUGAGGAGCGCAAGAAGAAGUCCACCAAGGGCAAGAAACGCAGCCAGCCAGCCACCAAGACAGAGGACUAUGGAAUGGGCCCGGGCAGGAGCGGCCCCUAUGGCGUGACAGUGCCUCCAGACCUCCUGCACCACGCUAACCCCGGUUCCAUAUCCCAUCUUAGCUACAGGCAGGGCUCCAUAGGCCUGUACACCCAGAACCAGCCACUACCUGCAGGGGGCCCUCGCGUGGACCCGUACCGCCCCGUGCGGUUACCGAUGCAGAAGCUGCCCACCCGACCACCUUACCCUGGAGUGCUGCCCACGACCAUGACUGGAGUCAUGGGACUAGAACCUUCCUCCUACAAGACCUCCGUGUACCGACAGCAGCAGCCCGCGGUGCCCCAAGGACAGCGCCUUCGCCAACAGCUCCAGGCAAAGAUACAGAGUCAGGGGAUGUUGGGACAGUCAUCUGUCCAUCAGAUGACUCCCAGCUCUUCCUACGGUUUGCAGACCUCCCAGGGCUAUACUCCUUAUGUUUCUCAUGUGGGAUUGCAGCAACACACAGGCCCUGCAGAUCCUACUCGCCACCUGCAACAGCGGCCCAGUGGCUAUGUGCACCAGCAGGCCCCAACCUACGGACAUGGGCUGGCCUCCACUCAAAGGUACCCAAGGCAUCUGGGGGGGCUAUGAAGACAUGCUGGGCUGCGAGGGCGCAUCUGGUGGGGGAAAACCCAUGCCAGGAGGUGAUGGGACUAGUCAGAACUUUUGGAGAAGUGAAGAACGCUUAGCUGGCCACAAGAUGCCAGAGCCGGGAGGGACCCUGGUGACCAGUAGUCUUCCGUCUGCUUGCCUGACGUUUCUUCGAGUCCCAGAGAGGGGAAAAUCACUCCUACAGCUACGCUAAGGAAAGAGCCGGGGUUCUUGGAUGUACUGUGUGGUAAGGAGUCAGCCAGCCGGUCGUAGAGCAGUUCCACGCUGGAGCGGACUAGCCACCGAGCCGUCCUACCAUGCCGAAUGCUAGUCAGGCCUCCGUUAAGAUUCGGGAACCAUGUCUUGAGGCUCUGCAGUUUAGGUUUUAGAACGCUGGGGAGUGAACCAGAGGUCAGCUGCUCACUGUGUGGCCAACACUACGCUAGGACGGGGUAGGGUGAGGAGAGAUUUUAGAAAAUACGGAGUCCCUCGCCACAGAGAAUUUUUCGUCUGGUUGGGGAGAUUAAGAGACUUACACAGAAGAACGUUUAAAGAACACGAUGAGGAGAGGUAUGAUCAGGUGUGCAGUUGUGCGCCGUGAAGUAAAUGGGAAUUCGGAAAAGGUAUGGGAUGAUGUCAUCGUGGGCCUGAGUCAGCAGAGGAAGUUUCCCGAAGGAGGUGAGAUUUGAGAUGGCCUUCGAAGGAUAGCUGUAAUUUGAAUUUGUGGAGUGGAGGAUGAGAGAGGGGAGUCUGGGUAGACGACAUAGCGUGAAUGAAGAUGUAGGGACCAGAGUGAGGAGGGUGACUGGGGGGCGGGGGGUGGGAAGAAGCACGUGGACAGCGUGUAAAAUUCACCCCGGGGCAGUAGCCGGAGACAGGCCAGGGAUGGGCGGGCGGGUAUAGGGCUUGGAGCGCUCGGUGCAGAGUUGAGACACAGUCCCACAAAGAGCUCUUUUGAUCAGGAAAGCCAUGUAUGGUGAGUUGACAUGUUGACAGAUGAAUAUGGGGUGCAGGGAUAGGGUGCAUGGGGAAGGAGACGAAAGACCUGAGACAGAGGGUCCGGCCGGGAGCUAGCCUGUGGCUGUGCCCUACGUGGGAAGGCGGAAGAGCGGGAGAACUCCGUGAAAUGUUCCCCGGGGACCACCACCCCCAAUAGCAGAAAGCACCUCAGUGGGUGUUCCUAGAACGCCUCUCCUGUGCUAAGACUCAUUUUCGUUCUCGUAAGAGCAAAAUGGCGAAAACAGGAUUGGAAGAUGCCUCGCCAUGAAGGUUAUGAGCCACUAAAACGGGGUGACGUCUUUGCCCCUUAUUCCCCAACCGAGAAAUCUGUCAGAACCCAGAAGGGCCCUUCUGGUUAUAGUGCCAGGAGGAAUGAGUGAAGCAACUUGUCCAGGUUUCCUU